CAUAGGCAUAGACAUGGUUUUUCUUUUGGGCAAACCUGCUCAUUGAGAAGGGAGGUGGCAAAACCUGUUUGAGGGUGAGGUUACCUCCCUUCCACACCUUGCUUCUUAGAGGCAAGACAACAACAGCUGAGGCAGAGAAAGGGUAGAGAAUUGUUGGGGAGCUGGGGCAACCAACUCCCCGAAAACUCCAGGUGUUAAGGAAGGGGACAGAUUUGUGAAGAUGGGAACCAUACAAGAGGCAGAAGAAAAGACAUUGGCUCUUGGGUAAGUAAGAUCUUAGCUAACUUGGUUAGAAACAAAAAGUGAAUAGUCUUGGGACUUUCCCACCAUCCAGCUCUUACCAGGUCUAAUCUCAGGUUCCUAGAGGCGAUAAGGCUGUAAGAGAAUUAAUUUACAGACAAGGGAUGGGGGUAGCUGUCUGUAUGGGAAGUAGGGGACAGGGAGUCCAGAGUAAUUUCCUACUGUGUUUUUUUAAAAGAAAGUUUCUAUAUUUUGUGUCUGAUAAGUCUGCCCCUAUUCCCUGUUUUCUAACCCCCACCCUCGAGAAUGGCUAUUAGGAAAGCUGACCCAGAACUAAGUUUAGGUCUAGGUUCUCCCCAGCAAUCUCUCUUCCCCCUUACCUCCUUCCCCACCCCUCCACCUAGACUGUGGUUUCCCCUGACCACUCCCCAGUAUGGUGGAGGAAAGGCAGGCCUGCCUAGGUGCCAUCUUCCUAAACUUUGCCCAGUGACUCCUGGGCAGGUCUGUCAGCUUCCAGCCAAUUGUAAUGUGGAAUACUUCCCACCCCUACUGUGUAGGUGGAGCAACUGUCACAGAGGUAAGUAAGAUUAACUUUACAUACUAUCCUUCCUCUGCUCCUAAACCCAACAGUUGGGGUGAUCUGUUUUGAGCAAGUGGUGAAGAUGAUAGAAACAUCUGUCAACAAGAUGAGUUCUUUUUAAGGCCUGUUCUCUGCUCUGCACCUUAAUUACUAUUCUUCAUGCCAGUGUCUCCUACCUACAAUUCAGUUCCCUCAAGACGUCUAGUUUGUCUCACGAUAAUCUUUUCUUCCCGGGGAUGGGGGACUAUCUUAGGGUCGGGGAGAACGCAGAAGAAGCAGGACUAGGAGCAUCCCUGAGACUUGGGGAACUGGAGCUGAAGGAGGAAUGGCAGGAUGAAGAAUUCCCUAGAUUGCUUCCUGAAGAGGCUGACUCUUCUGAAGAUCCUGAUGAUCCCCAAAGAGACUCACAGGCAGGUACCCCCAGCACUUUAGCCUUGUGUGGCCGGCGCCACAUGCGUAAACGUCUUUCUGCCCCAGAGUUGCGACUGAAUUUGACGAAGGGGCCUGGAGAUAAUGGCUCUUCUCCCACCCUCUCUGUACCUUCCUCUCCUGAUGGCAGUUCUGACCUGGAAAUAGACGAAUUGGAGACACCUUCAGACUCUGAGAAGCUGGACAGUGGACAUGAAUUUGAAUGGGAAGAUGAGCUGCCCCAGGCGGAGGGUCUGGGGGCGAGCGAGGCAGCUGAAAGGCUGGGCCAGGGUUGUGUGUGGGAUGUGGCUGGAGAAGACGGUCAUCGCUGGAGGGUGUUCCGAACAGGGCAGCGGGAGCAGCGAGUGGACAUGACUGUCAUUGAGCCCUAUAAGAAAGUCCUGUCUCAUGGAGGUUACCAUGGUGAUGGCCUCAAUGCUGUCAUCCUCUUUGCUUCCUGUUAUCUACCCAGAAGCAGCAUCCCCAACUAUACCUAUGUCAUGGAACACUUAUUUAGGUAUAUGGUGGGAACUCUGGAGCUGCUGGUGGCUGAAAAUUAUCUGCUUGUUCAUUUGAGUGGAGGCACAAGCAGGGCCCAGGUUCCACCUCUGAGCUGGAUACGCCAGUGUUACCGGACUCUAGAUCGGCGGCUAAGGAAAAACCUGCGCGCCCUGGUAGUCGUCCAUGCUACAUGGUAUAUGAAGGCAUUCCUGGCACUGCUUCGGCCCUUCAUCAGUUCCAAGUUCACACGAAAGAUUCGUUUUCUGAACAGCCUGAGAGAACUGGCCCAACUCAUCUCCUUGGAUCAGGUCCACAUCCCUGAAGCUGUCAGACAGCUGGACCACGAUCUCCAUGGCUCAGAAAGGACCUAGCAUUUAGGACUGGAAUAAAGGGCCUUAGAACCAAGCAAAGAUAUCGAUCUGCCUACACCUUAACCCCAGAAACACCUAAGCUGUUCUGUAAACCAUCUCAUCCUCAACCCCAGUACCCCUGGAUCUUUACAUCUCAAUGUGGUGUCAUUCCUUCCGUGACCUUGCCUUCAGAGCUGGGGGUUUUGAGGGCUGGAACCUGAUCUGGUUGGUGGCUUUCAUUUCAGCACGUAGUGGCAUUUUGCAUGGGAAAGUGCAAAGCUGUGGGUCUUAGUCCUGCUUUAGCUGUAGAGCCCUGGGCAGUAACUACAUCUCUGAGUCAUUUUCAUCAUCUUGAAGGAAGGGGCUGAGGUCCUUCCCACCGGGGGUAUUCGAGCAAUCCUGAAGGCGGGGCGCUGUGGGAAGGGCAGGGCU
Molecule: messenger RNA, 2511 nt
Organism: Miniopterus natalensis
Lineage: Eukaryota; Metazoa; Chordata; Mammalia; Chiroptera; Miniopteridae
Gene: BNIPL
Product: BCL2 interacting protein like
Biological process (GO): apoptotic process
Cellular component (GO): cytoplasm
Source: RefSeq, a predicted model, not a curated record